Messenger RNA from Paramecium tetraurelia, 1875 nucleotides. RefSeq lists its product as uncharacterized. NCBI's taxonomy places the organism in Eukaryota, Ciliophora, Oligohymenophorea, Peniculida, Parameciidae. The transcript is spliced from 6 exons. The record is from RefSeq and is a predicted model, not a curated record.
AUGCUUUCCUAUCAAAAUGUUGCUCAAAAUGAAUAUCAGAAAGAGAAGACCAUCCCCUCACCCAACCCUCUCUCCAGACCUAAAGACAAUAAUACAAAUUAAUAACCGACUCCAGUUCCACAACCUUUCAAUACAUUGCUCCCAACCAAUCUUCUACAUCCCCAGACAAUAGAGAAUGACAAACAAUCGUAAGUUUUUCCUUCUCAUUUAGAAUUAAAUCCAACCCAACCCCUAAGGAAUAAUCAUAUAAGUCAAAUUACAAUAUCGACUAAAUCAAUCCCCAAGAGCAGGCACUUCUGGAAAAGCAACAAUCACUCAGGGAAGAGGGUGAAGACUUAAAGUAACGCAAUUAUCCUACCUAGAUCACAAUUGAGGAAGUUAUAGAAUGAGAAUUCACAACUCAAAAAAGUUAUCGACUAACUCCAAUCUGAAUUAUAAUCGGUUAAAAACCAAAAGUCGAUUGAACAAGAUCUCAAAGCCAAAUUCGAUUAUUAGGAAGAAAUGAUUCUAAAGUUGAAAUCCGAAGUUCGCAGAAAAUAAGAGGCUCUCCAAGAGAACCAAUAUAAGUUGGGAGACUUAGACAGAAUCUAGAAGAAGUUGGAAGAUUACAAUUUCCUAACCUCCAAAUAAAAUGAACUAAACAAAUAAAUCAAAGAUCUCCAAGAUUAGGUCUCAGAUUAGAAAAGACAACUAGUCUAUCUCAAUUCUGUUGAACAUGAAAAUACCAAUCUAAAGGGAUUCAUUGAAACCUACAAAUAGCAAUUGAGAGAAAAGGAUCUAAAAAUUGAAUAGCAAAGAGAAUAAUAGGAACAAUUGUACACUGACAAUAAAAAGAUGAAAGCAACCUUGGAUAUGUUAAAUUUUGAACUCAAAAAACAAUAAGAAAAUUCUAAGGAUCAAUCACAUAGAGCAACCAUUCAAAUCACAGAACUCCAAGGAUAAGUGAAUUCUUUAUAGAAGUCACUUGCUAAUCAAACCCAUCAGUUUGAAUUAUAAAAAUAAUAGGUCAAAUAACUAGAAAAUAAAGAGAAGGAACUCUAUAGUACUAAAAAUUAAAAUCUAUUCAAAAUCUAAACUAAUAGAAUUUACUAUGUAACUUAUUGCUCUAUAAUUUAAUUAGAACAACAAGACAUUGAAAAACUAUCCAUGACCUUAAAGAAUGGCAAAUAGGAAUUUCUAAAUUAAUAAUAGAAGUUAGCCAAUGCCGAACUAGAAAUCAAGAAAUAAUCUGAUCAACUUCAACAAUUGCAAAAAUACAAGGAUCAAUUAGUCCAUUAAUGUUAAUUCCUCGAUUAAGAAUUGAAGAAGAAACAAGGAAAUUUAGACUAAAGCAUAGCUUUAGCUCAGCAUAAAUAGAUUGAAAUGAAGACCAUCCAGGAUCAACAAUAAAAUUAACUUUAAUUUCUGGAAGGCGAAUUAUAAAAAAGAGAUUCUAUCAUUUUUACAUUAGACUAAUAGAAUUUAGCUUUAAAAUCCUAACUUGAAUAAUAUUCAUAGGCUGACUCUGUAAAUAAGAAUGAGUUGAAUAGUAAUUUUGCUAAAAUGAGAGAAAUGCAUAAUGAUCUAAUUUUAUAUGAAAAAUAGGUUAAUUCUUUAAAUAUGGAAAACCAUUAAAUCAAGUUGUAAAGCUAGAUGCUGUAAGAUAGAAACAAUUAACUGGAAUUUGAAGUUACAAAAUUAAGAGAAUAAUCAAUCUAAUAGGACAAUAGAGUAAGAAAUUUAGAGAAUGAAUUACACAGCUAAUCAUUCAAUCAAAAGCUCAAUACAGUAAGAAUGCCUUACACUUCAGAUUAGCUUUUUCCGAAUUAAUAACAGUUCUCUUCAUCGAAUAUACCUAUGGGUUCUUUUAAUCAAUAAUUUAAUUUGUAUAAAUGA